UGGUCUCACAAUUAAAGUUAGGAUCAUCACGGAUCGUACUCGGCUGUUAUGUUAUUCUGUAAUUAUGCUGUCUCACCCGCCAAAGGAGGAAGGAAGACUACAUUGGAAGAAAGAAAGAAGAGGCGACACUACGUUGAAAGGCCGCCCAUCCGGAAACCCGAACACGGUACGAUCGGAAGCGAUAAUUCCCGGUCACCUAAGGGACUGCACGGACAUCCGUCGGGGGCAUAUGUCUCUGACGUGGAGCUGGAAAAGGAACUGCCAGGAUCGCUGCCCGGGAAUUUCCGGAGCCUUAGGCGGAAGAGGAGCCCUUGGAAGAAAAUUAUAUUAUGCGCUCUUUAGAGCAAGGAUUCGCGGACAGCGUGAUAAGCAGGAGUCAAUUGGUGUGACGAUCUCCUGAGGAAGGGGAACCGAACGGCCUGCGUGAAUUCGCAAAGAGUUCCUGGGACUCAUUCUAGCUGUGGCUGAGCUGUAGUUGUAUAGGACAUGCGAAGUCGCCGUUGACGAGUGCCUUUCGAGAAUCGCUGUCGUGAGAGGAAUUGUCGAGGAGAUGAGCUGAAGGAUCAGGACGCUGAGACGAGCGUCACCGUCGCUGCUGUAAAGCUGCCGAUCCGGGUUCGUAGCUUUGGGUGGAUCGUGCGUGGAAAAGCUCGCGUCGCGGAAAGCGUGUAGAGUCGUGCAAUUGCGAGACAUGUGCCAUCCUCCGAAGCAUUGUGCUUAGAUGAAUUAUGCGUUGUCGAGUUAUUGAGUAUGGGAAUAAGUUUCCGCCCAUUGCAG
Molecule: messenger RNA, 777 nt
Organism: Acromyrmex echinatior (Panamanian leafcutter ant)
Lineage: Eukaryota; Metazoa; Arthropoda; Insecta; Hymenoptera; Formicidae
Source: RefSeq, a predicted model, not a curated record